AUGGUUUCCCUCUUCUUCCUCUGCAAACAUCACUUCGCCCCCUUUCUACUGUUCUUCCUGUCCCUCAGCGACUGCUUGAUUGCUUUCCAGAUCACUGGCGCCCUGGGAGGCGUCAAUUCGACCACGGGAGCACGACCUCUGAGAUACGAGAUCCAUGAUUUUGCAAACUCAGGCCCUGCUUUCGAUUUGUUCAUACUCGCUUUGAUCGAGCUCCAAGAAGUUGACCAGUCAGAAGAGCUGUCUUACUUUCAAGUCGCAGGAAUUCAUGGCUUCCCUCGAAUCCCGUGGGACGGUGUCUCAGGCAAUGGUAGCUAUCCAGGAUUUUGCACGCACGCUGCAACUCCAUUUCCCACCUGGCAUCGACCGUAUGUGGCAUUGUUCGAGCAACUGAUCUGGCAGCAUGCCCAAGACAUUGCUAGCGACUAUCCCGAUGACCAACGUGAUGAAUAUUCGAGUGCCGCUCUCACUUUGCGGGCUCCUUAUUGGGACUGGGCUGUUUAUCCAGCAUUGCCUGACGUGGUUGCGGAGCCUCAAAUCUCCAUCAACACUCCGAACGGGCGACAAACAGUGAACAAUCCUCUCUACACCUAUGUCUUUCAGUCUAAUGCUGCAGGCAAUGGAUUUCCUCUUUCCGACCCGAUGGCCAACUUUUCCGAAACUGUUCGGUGGUGGAGUCCAGACACACAAUCUAGCAAUCAAAGCGCAGCUACGGCGGCGUUGCUGGCCAACGCUCCUGCCAUUCAAUCGUUGACGUAUCAGAUGUUCACGUCUGUCGCAAAUUACACAACGUUCUCAUGCACCUGGCCUGGGGGCCAAUGGCUUACCGCGAACAAUAUUGAGUCGAUUCACAACAGCAUCCACAACAGCAUAGGAGGAUUUGGUCACAUGCAAUUUCCAGAAGUUGCAGGCUUCGAUCCUGUCUUCUGGUUGCAUCACGCCAACGUUGAUCGUCUGUUUGCCAUGUGGCAAGCGCUGUAUCCGGACAGCUACAUCGAGCCGACCGUGAAUGCAUAUGGAUCGUACUACGAGACUGUUGGGUUUGUCGAUUCGGGAACAACCGCUUUGGCGCCCUUUCAUUCUGAUGCUGGCAGCGCGUUGUUUACCUCUGAUGACGUCCGCAGUACCAAGACGUUUGGCUACAGUUAUCCGGAACUCCCAGACUGGGAGAUGAGUCCAGAUGAGCUAGCUAACAACGUACGGACUGCAGUCAAUUCGCUCUACAACCCGUCAUCAAACAGCACAAUCAGCACCGCGACAAGAAGGACCAGGCGAAGAUCACCGAGCAUAGCCGAGAGUUUUGGCCAUGUUUCGCUUGAUUUGGCCAGGCAGCUCCGUGUUAAUAACCUCAACAGGCAGUGGUCAAUCACUGUACUUAUUGAUCGGUUCCCGCUUAAUACGAGCUUCUGCAUUGACUUCUUCAUGGGCGAUCCGCCGGAUGAGGUGUCUGCUUGGCCUGCAGCACCAAAUCUCGUCGGCACCUAUGCCCAGUUCAAUCCCGCCAACGUCACGAUGCUCCAUCCCAAUGGAUUCCCUGAAGGACAAGUGCGUGGCGAGAUCUCAGUGACCCACACCUUGGCCGCAGGCGUGUCGAGAGGUGUUCUUCGAGACCUUUCACCACGGUCGGUUGCGCCCUUGCUUCGACAAGCUUUGAGUUGGAGAGCUCGAACUCCGGCUGGUGAGGAAGUACCGAUUUCUGCGCUUUCUGGACUUUCCAUAUCAGUCUCCACGCGGCCUGUGGUUCCUCGUAACACGGAAGAUGCUUUUCCGGUGUACGGAGCAGUGCAAUGGCUUCCUGGCGUUACAGAAGGGAAACCAUGCGGCGUACCGAGGCCACAUGUACAGGACAUGUUCUGA
This is a messenger RNA of Fonsecaea multimorphosa CBS 102226, 1854 nucleotides long. RefSeq lists its product as uncharacterized. Lineage: Eukaryota; Fungi; Ascomycota; Eurotiomycetes; Chaetothyriales; Herpotrichiellaceae. Gene Ontology annotation, molecular function: oxidoreductase activity. The transcript is spliced from 6 exons. Bases 1 to 1854 code for a protein of 617 amino acids. The record is from RefSeq and is a predicted model, not a curated record.